Molecule: messenger RNA, 2989 nt
Organism: Melanotaenia boesemani (Boeseman's rainbowfish)
Lineage: Eukaryota; Metazoa; Chordata; Actinopteri; Atheriniformes; Melanotaeniidae
Product: eukaryotic translation initiation factor 1b-like
Exons: 5
Coding region: 133-474 (113 amino acids)
Biological process (GO): translational initiation
Cellular component (GO): eukaryotic 43S preinitiation complex
Molecular function (GO): ribosomal small subunit binding; translation initiation factor activity; RNA binding
Source: RefSeq, a predicted model, not a curated record
AACACCACAGAAGAAGAGUAACGCGAUUUGAAACAUUAAAAGUCAAACCCAGAAAGCUGAGCAACAACGAAGUUAGCUCACGAAUAGCUCAAUACUUAAGUUAUUAUCCGAAAGGAAAGCCAAUCUUAUCGUAUGUCCGCUAUCCAGAACCUCCAAACCUUUGACCCCUUUGCUGAUGCAACUAAGGGUGAUGACCGCCUCCCAGCCGGGACAGACGACUACAUCCACAUAAGAAUCCAACAGCGGAACGGCAGGAAGACCCUCACCACCGUCCAGGGCAUUGCGACUGACUAUGACAAGAAGAAGCUAGUCAAGGCCUUCAAGAAGAAGUUCGCAUGCAAUGGGACAGUGAUUGAGCACCCAGAGUAUGGUGAAGUGAUCCAGCUUCAGGGUGACCAGCGCAAGAAUAUCUGCCAGUUCCUGAUGGAGAUUGACCUGGCCAAGGAGGAGCAGCUCAAAGUCCACGGCUUUUAGAAGCUGUCAGCAGCCCUCUCCCAUUCUCUCUUGGGCACCCAUUAAGUGCCCCCCCCCCCCCCCCCCCCCUUUCCUCCUAUGUGCUGCUGUUGCUCUUCCUCCCCCUCUCCCCCCUUUAGCAACCUCACCAGAUCCUGUUAUCUAACAAGUGAAUUACAGCCAUAACAUUAUGAUCGCUGAAUCAGUGAACAUCACUAAAUACACUGCCUGGCCAAAACAAAAUCUCUACUUGGAUUUAACUAAGCAAACAGGUAGUAACUUCCUAUUGGAUAAUUACUGCAUAGGUGAUUAUCUUUCAGCUGGUAACAAGUUAUUUAACUCCAUAUAAUGCAAUGAGUACCUUCUCAUUUCAUAAACAACCAUAUGGAAAAGUGCAUCCCGUGGUCAUGGAAAAGAUGUUAGUCUGUUUAAGAAGGGUCAAAUCAUUGGUGUCAAGCAGAGAAAACAUUUAAGGAGAAGCAGAAACUACUAAAAUGGGGUUAAGAACUGUCCAACACAUUAUUAAAAAUUGGAAUGAUAGUCGGGAACCAUUAUCUUCCAGGAAGAAAUGUGGUCGUAAAAACAUCCUGAACGAUGGUGAUUGGUGAUCACUUAAACGUUUGGUGAAAUCAGAUGGAAGAAAAACAACAGUAGAACUCAGGGCUAUGUUUAAUAGUGAAAGUAAGAACAUUUCCACAUUAACAAUGUGAAGGGAACUCAAGGGAUUGGGACUGAACAGCUGUGUAGGACUCUGAAGCAAUGGAAGAAGGUCAUGAGGUCUGAAGAGUCCAGAUUUACCCUAUUCCAGAGUGAUUGGAGCAUCAGUGUGAGAAGAGAGGUAGAUGAAGUGAUGCAGUCAUUAUGCCUAGUGCCUACUGUACAAGCCUGUGGGUGCAGUCUAUGAUCUGGGGUUGCUGCAGUUGAUCAGGUCUGGGUUCAGCAACAUUAUGUGUGCAAAGAAUGAGGUCAGAUGAUACCUGAAUAUACUGAAUGAACAGGUUCUUCCAUCUUCCCUUGUAGCACGGCCAUUUUAAAAGAUGGCAAAGCCAACAUUCAUGGGGCUUAGAUUGUGAAAGAGUGAUUCAGGGAACAGAAGACAUCAUUUUCACACAUGGAUUGGACACCACAGAGUCCCGACCUGAAUUCCAUUGAGAAUCUUUGGGAUGUGCUGGAGAAGGCUUUUCUCUGUGGACUCUCCCAUCGUCAAUAUAAGUUCUUAGUGAAAACUUAAUGCAACACUGGAUGGAAAUAUUGUGACAUUGCAGAAGCCUAUUGAAACAACAAAGAGAAUGCUGCCGUAAUCAAAGCUGAAGGUGGUCCAACCAAAUAAAAGAGCAUGUGACCUUCUCUCUUUUGGAGGUGACUUUUUUGCAGCGGUCAGGACUUAUCGAAAGUGGUUCAAAGAAGAAAAAACAGUGAACUGGCGACAGGGUCAUGGGUGACAGCGGCUUGUCUGUGUUGUUCAGUCUAAUAAAACUGUUAUCUAAGCUACUGUAGCAUAGAUAGCUGGAAAUGUUUACGUUGGUUCUGAGAGAAAGGUUUCAGAGCACAUGGUGCAUUGCAGUUUGUUGCGUUUGCGACUGGUUAAUCGCAGACCAGUCAUGAAUUCCCCUGUUGACCCAUGUCUACUUCCAUGUCAGCAUCAGAACGGCACCAUGGAGCAAUGAAAGAAGGUGGCCUUGUCUGAUGAGUCAUCUCUUUUCCUUCACGUGUAUGACUGUGUUUGCAUGGGCUAAGUAUCUAGAAAAGAAUUGGUACCAGAAUGUACUAUGAAAGGAAGUGAAGGCAACAUGGGCAGUGUGGCACUGGAAUCUUUGGUUCGGCAGUGUAUGUGUAUAUAUCUUUGAUGCUUUCACCUAAACAUUAUUGCUGAUUUAGUACACCUCUUCAAUGAAGUGGUAUGCCUCUUUCAGCAGGAUCAUACAAUAAUGGUUCAAGGUGUUCACUUGGCUUUCAAAUUCCUUCAUCUUAGUCCAGUUGACCAUUGGUGGUCGGUUCUGUACCAACAAUCCCAUCCACGGAAGCCCCGCCUCACAUCUUUGGGGAUUUAAAGAAACUUCUAUUAAUUUCUUGGUGCCAGAUACCACAGCAGAUUGUCAGAGGUCAGAUUGACAGGUCAGGGGUGAUUUGGGGGCAAAAGGCAAUACUCAAAUGGCUUUUAACAUUAUGGGUGGUCAUAAUGUUAUGGCUGACUGUUGUACCUCUAAUAACAUAGAACUCUUAACUCCACCAUUCCCCUACAACACCAGGGGUCAGGCACUUUCUCACAAAGAUACCUCUGCAGCUCUACGCAACAUCAGGGAUAAAUAGUGACAGCCCUUCCACACACACUUCUUCUUUCCAUCCAUCCUUUUGAUUCUUUAACUUGUGCUUAUUGACACAAGAUGUUUAAACAUAGUGUAAUGCAAUAAUUUAUAAACUAAUGAUGUUGAAAUGAUACCCUACAGUAAAAUAAAUUUAAGCUAUGGUGACGGAGGGAAUGGACAGUUUGUUUUGAAAAUUCCUUUUUUGGUUCAAUAAAGCAUGCAGUUGAUAA